UUGCCAACAACAACACAAACAUUAAGGAAUAAUCCUAAACCCUAUACUCCCCAGAUACUAUGUUCCCGAUGGAAAUUCAUUUCCAGCAACCAAAUCUUGAGCAUAAUAACAAAAGUGACAAGAAGAAUCCAGGAAUUGGGAUCACCAAAGGAAACAAAUUCAAAGGAAGAAGCAAAACCAACAACAACAACACUACAAACAAAUUUGUUGGAGUGAGGCAGAGGCCUUCAGGGAGAUGGGUGGCAGAGAUCAAGGACACAACACAAAAGAUAAGAAUGUGGCUCGGAACCUUCGAGACGGCUGAAGAGGCGGCCAGAGCCUACGACGAAGCCGCCUGCCUCCUCCGCGGAUCAAACACUCGAACUAACUUCAUCACUCAUGUCUCCACGGAUUCUCCCCUGGCUUCACGCAUCAGGAACCUUCUCAACGACAAAAAAGGCAUCAAAAAACAAGAAAAUAAUGUUGUUUCUUGCGCCCCAAGAAUCCUUGGUAGUACUAGCUCAAGUUCAACAAACAAUGAUAAAAUUGAGAACUCUGUUCCACAAGUAGUGCGUGAUGAUGCUUAUAAACCGGACUUGAGCAGCUGCGAGAUGAAUCCACAACAAACUAAUAGUUUCUGGUCGGAUUUCGGACCCAUAUUCGACCGCCUUCCGUUUGCUAAUCAUUUACUGGACGCGUCCAAGAUCGACGGGCUUAUUACUGGCGGCCCAACUGACAUGGAGCUUCUGGAAUUUGAAAGAAUGAAGGUUGAAAGACAAAUUUCAGCUUCACUUUAUGCCAUUAAUGGAGUUCACGAGUACAUGGAAACUCUUCAGGAAUCUAAUAACGAACCUAUUUGGGAUCUUCCACCUUUGUGCUCCUUAUUCUGCUAAUAAUCAUGGACCUCCUAAUGAUCCUGCAUAUAUUUCUUCCCAUUAUCAUUACAGUCGUCCCUUCUUUUUCUUUUUUCCUUAAUUAUAAACUUGAGGGAAGAGUGGAGGGUCUCUUAAUUGUGUCGAUUGGAAUUCCAAGAACAGAAGGUUUUGGUUUCGGAAAAUAUUUUUUUUGUUUCGAUUUCUUGGUUUUGAAUUUAAUUACAAAAAUGCACUUGUUUUUCUUUUUGUUUAUGGGUUUCAAAAAUGUUAUGUAUACAUAUUAGCCAUCAAAUUAGUUAUAUUGGAUUUUUGUAUAAAUAUAUAUUUUAUUUAAUUUAUUUUUAAUAUGUA
Arachis duranensis is the source of this 1205-nucleotide messenger RNA. Its product is annotated as ethylene-responsive transcription factor ERN1. The record is from RefSeq and is a predicted model, not a curated record. Gene Ontology annotation, biological process: regulation of DNA-templated transcription. Gene Ontology annotation, molecular function: DNA binding; DNA-binding transcription factor activity. NCBI's taxonomy places the organism in Eukaryota, Viridiplantae, Streptophyta, Magnoliopsida, Fabales, Fabaceae. The transcript has a single exon. The coding region runs from base 60 to 872 and encodes 270 amino acids.